This is a messenger RNA of Venturia canescens, 1640 nucleotides long. RefSeq names its product carboxypeptidase Q-like. Gene Ontology annotation, molecular function: metallodipeptidase activity. Bases 51 to 1514 code for a protein of 487 amino acids. Gene Ontology annotation, biological process: proteolysis; peptide catabolic process. The record is from RefSeq and is a predicted model, not a curated record. NCBI's taxonomy places the organism in Eukaryota, Metazoa, Arthropoda, Insecta, Hymenoptera, Ichneumonidae. The transcript is spliced from 5 exons.
ACGUCUCGGCUUUCAGUAGCGUCCGGGAGUUGCCCACGAGCCGAGCAGACAUGAGAUCCAUCGAGAUAUUAGUCGUGCUCGCCGCUGUAUUCGCCUCACCGAGAAUGAGCUUGUGCGCGAGUAUCGGUAAUCGUGAGAAGAACAUCUGUGAAGGCGUGCUUCCGGGGCAAUUGCUCAACGAGAUUGACAGUUACGCGCCCAUCGUAGAGCGAAUAAUAAAUGCGACGGCGAGGGCGGGAAGCGAGUUCGCGGGCUCAACGUGGACGGAAUUGUCCACUUUCGUUGACAAAUUCGGCUCGAGAUUCACCGGAACGAAGAAUCUCGAAGAUUCGAUCGAUUAUGUGCUCAAUAGAUCGGCAACUGUAGGCCUGGAGAACGUGCACGGCGAAGCAGCAACCGUUCCCCGUUGGAUAAGAGGUCACGAGAGCGCCGCGCUUCUAACUCCAAGGACGAAGGAUCUUAAGAUUCUGGGCUUGGGAUACAGCGUGGGAACUGGGGAGCAAGGCAUAACCGCCGAGGCCAUCGUGGUCUCGAGCUUCGACGAAUUGCGAGCAAGGAAGUCGCAAGUGCGGGGAAAAAUAGUCGUUUACAACGAGAAAUUUGUAUCUUACGGUGAAACCGUUGCGUAUCGUUCGUCCGGAGCGGUCGAGGCAGCGAAACUCGGCGCGGUCGCGACUCUCAUCAAGUCGAUCACACCGUUUUCGCUGUACACUCCUCACACGGGCAUGAUGCACUACGAGGCAAACGUGACGAAAAUUCCGGCAGCUUGCAUCACUCACGAGGAUGCCUCGCUCUUGAGCAGACUCGCGGCCAGAGGCGAAAGAAUCUCCUUGAAAAUAUUUAUGGAGGCGAAAACAUUGCCGGAUGUACAAUCCCGAAACAUCGUAUCGGAGAUUGUCGGAAAAACCGAACCCGCCAAAGUUGUCGUGGUUUCGGGUCACGUCGACAGCUGGGACGUCGGUCAAGGAGCGAUGGACGACGGAGGCGGUGCUUUCGUUUCUUGGGGCUCUUUGGUACUCCUCAAACGUUUGAAUCUCCGUGCACGAAGAACAAUCAGAUCGAUCAUGUGGACUGGUGAAGAGAUGGGAAUAAUCGGAGCGACCCGGUACAUCAAGGAGCACCUCGCAGAACGCUCGAAUCUCCAGUUCGUCAUGGAAUCCGAUAUGGGCACCUUCGCGCCGCUGGGACUCAUGUACGACGGAACGUUAACGGUCCGUUGCGUACUCGAAAAAGUAAUGAGAUUGCUCGAGCCACUGGGCACGACGCAACUAAAAUCACCGAGCGAAGGUCCCGACAUUGGAGCGUGGACCGAAGCUGGCGUGCCCAGUGCGAGCCUCUGGACGCAAAACGACAAAUACUUUUGGUACCACCACUCUGAGGCGGACACGAUGGAGGUCGAGGAUCCAGUAGCACUGGAUCGAAGCACGGCUCUUUUCGCAGCCGUUGCUUACAUCCUGGCCGACACGAGUCUCGAUCUUCCUCACGGACAGACUUAUACUACGAACAUCAUAUGAAAAUCAAGGAAUUAAGGGAGUCAAAUAGUCGGAUAAAAAUAAAAAUUAGGCGACGAGUGAUCGUGCAGAGUAAACAAAAAUCCAGUAGGCGCUACAGCCUCUUUCGAGGUUAUUUUUUUCUAAAAA